Molecule: messenger RNA, 1654 nt
Organism: Opisthorchis viverrini
Lineage: Eukaryota; Metazoa; Platyhelminthes; Trematoda; Opisthorchiida; Opisthorchiidae
Exons: 8
Coding region: 1-1596 (531 amino acids)
Cellular component (GO): cytoplasm
Molecular function (GO): zinc ion binding; nucleic acid binding
Source: RefSeq, a predicted model, not a curated record
AUGCGUUGUUACUACGACCUCCUAGGUGUGCCAAAGAAUGUGGAAAGCGCUGAGCUGAGGAAAGCCUACUACAAAAUGUCUUUACAGUGGCAUCCGGACAAGAAUGUGUCUCACUCUGAAGAUACAACCAAUAUAUUUCAACAGAUUCAGGAAGCAUACAGGGUACUUUCGGACCCACAAGAACGUGCUUGGUACGAUAGCCAUCGGGCCCAGAUCCUACAAAGUGGUGGACAAAAAGCCCAAAUGGGUUCUGCUGCUGGUUAUGAAGAGGAACGCGUUGACGUCUUUCAGUACUUUACGCGUUCCUGUUUCCAAGGCUUUGAUGAUGGUGAGACGGGAUUCUACACAGUGUAUCGGAAAGUUUUUCAGGAUAUCACAGAUGAGGAAGUCAAAGCUGCUGAGUUUGCGAACGAGUACGACUCUUCUCCAUCUGAAGAGGAUGCUGACUUGGGGGCGCGUAACGGGAAAGGCAAUUUGCGAUCCUACCCAACUUUCGGUUCUAUGGAGAGUGCUUACUCCGAGGUGGUCGCUCCGUUCUAUCAAUUUUGGGAAGUCUUCCAAACGAAGAAGAACUACACUUGGGUAGAGAAAUACGAUGUUCGGUGUGCGGAAUCAAGAGCGGAACGUCGGGCUAUGGAUUGUGAGAAUCGCCGGCUACGCAAUGCAGCAAAGAAGAAACGUAAUGAAGAGAUUCGGCAGUUGGUGGCCUUCGUGAAGAGACGUGAUAAACGGGUAGCCGCAGAACGUGAACGUAUCCAACUAGCAGGUGAAGAGGCUCAAGCACGCACUAAGCACCUAGCCAAACAAGCUAGACAACGUAAUGCAGCACAGUUGGCUGAAGCGUGGAAUGAAGAACUUUCCUUUGGUGGUAUUGCUGCACAGUGGCAAGACGUUUUCGAAGCGGAGCUCGCCCGGUUGGAAGCAGAACUUGAUGGUGCGUCGCCUCGCUCAAAUGAGGUCCGGGAAGCAGAGUCGCCGGGUGUCUCAGCUGAUGAACUCGAGGACGUCAAUAGUUUGUAUUGUUUGGCGUGUGAUAAGACGUUCGCCUCAGCAAAUGCCAAAGCCAAUCAUGAAAGUUCGAAGAAACAUAGAAAACAAGUGGAACUGCUAAGGCAAGUCCUGUUGGAGGAGCAGGAAGUAGUGAAAUUGAAAGGGCAUGAAUAUACGGAAAAUGGUGCUGACUCGGAUGCGAAAUCUUCAACGUCAGAGACCGAUCUGGUUGCUGGAGUAGCUUCAGUCAAACUAACCAAGCGGGCGAAGAAAGCUCAGAGAAAGCGCCUAAAAGAGGCCGCAAAACUCAACAGUGUAGAUCUCUCCGACAAGCAACCUGUCGAGAAUAAAGACCCAGAGGAAUGCAGGACCACUGAUUCAGGAUCCACCCCCGGGCCGCAAAAUCCAUCAUCUAAUCAAAGCCGUCUUCCUGAAGCAGAAGCUAAAAGUACCAUAUCCCUGGCGUGCGAAACAUGUGCUGCUGAUUUUCCCUCCCGUAAUCAGUUGUUUGCUCAUUUGAAACAAACUGGGCAUGCCACUUUGAAACCGGUUGCUCUCAAGAAUCAAACAGCUAAAGCAAAACGAACCGUAAGAUCCAAACGUUGAGCAUGAAUGACCCCCAAUUUUUAAGCUGUGCCUUGUGUAUACUGUACAUAGACCGCCC